AUGCCUAAUUUCACGGAUGUGACAGAAUUUACCCUCCUGGGGCUGACCUGUCGUCAGGAGCUACAGGUUCUCCUUUUUGUGGUGUUCCUAGCGGUUUACAUGAUCACUCUGCUUGGAAAUACUGGUAUGAUCAUUUUGAUUGGCAUCAGUCCUCAGCUUCAGAGCCCCAUGUACUUUUUCCUGAGUCAUCUGUCUUUUGUGGACGUGUGCUUCUCCUCCAACGUUACCCCCAAAAUGCUGGAAAACUUAUUAUCAGAGACAAAAAGCAUUUCCUAUGUGGGAUGCUUAGUUCAGUGCUACUUUUUCAUUGCGCUUGUCCACGUGGAGGUCUAUAUCCUGGCUGUGAUGGCCUUUGACAGGUACAUGGCCAUCUGCAACCCUCUGCUUUAUGGCAGUAAAAUGUCCAGGACUGUGUGUGUUCGGCUCAUCUCUGUGCCUUAUGUCUAUGGAUUCUCUGUCAGCCUAAUAUGCACACUAUGGACUUAUGGCUUGUACUUCUGUGGAAACUUUGAAGUCAAUCACUUCUAUUGUGCAGAUCCUCCUCUCAUCAAGAUUGCCUGUGGGGGAGUGCACAUCAAAGAAAUCACAAUGAUUGUUAUUGCUGGAAUUAACUUCACAUAUUCCCUGUCAGUGGUCCUCAUCUCCUAUACUCUCAUUGUAGUAGCUGUGCUACGCAUGCACUCUGCCGAUGGCAGGAGGAAGGCAUUCUCCACCUGUGGGUCCCACUUGAUGGCUGUUUCUAUGUUUUAUGGGACCCUCAUCUUCAUGUAUCUCAGGAGACCCACUGAGGAAUCCAUAGAGCGGGGGAAAAUGGUGGCCGUGUUUUACACCACAGUAAUUCCUAUGUUGAAUCCAAUGAUCUACAGUCUGAGAAAUAAGGAUGUGAAAGAAGCAGCCAACAAAGCAAUCACCAAGACAUAUGUGAGGCAGUAA
Messenger RNA from Chlorocebus sabaeus (green monkey), 933 nucleotides. RefSeq names its product olfactory receptor family 5 subfamily M member 9 (gene OR5M9). Gene Ontology annotation, molecular function: olfactory receptor activity; G protein-coupled receptor activity. Gene Ontology annotation, biological process: G protein-coupled receptor signaling pathway. Gene Ontology annotation, cellular component: membrane. The record is from RefSeq and is a predicted model, not a curated record. Lineage: Eukaryota; Metazoa; Chordata; Mammalia; Primates; Cercopithecidae.